AUGCGACCGGGAUCACAGGAGCAGUAUUCGCACCAAUUGGCCGAAGGGAACAAUGCCAAUCAAGGUAGCGACAAAACACAGGAUAAGGGUUCUGAGAUUGACAAUUCUUCGCAGGCAUACGUGGUCGACAUAUCCAAGAAGUUGGCCCGCGGCUAUGACAAGAACGGACGACAAGAGACCGUCAAUUCGGGCCCUGGCAUAAGAACCACAGCAGAUGGCCAGACCAAAUCGCGUACAGGGCCUCGUGGUCGACAGCGUGGAACAGUUCUUCCUCAUAAAUACAUUGUGCGGCUCAAAAACGGCACCGAUUUCUCUUCUCUCAACCUUCGUUCAAAGGCAGCAGAGAAAAAUCGCUUGGUUCGGCCGCCGCCCACUGGAGAGAACGGGCACCAGAAAGAUGAUUCAGAGAUUAUACCCAACCAGGUAGACCAUGAAUACGAUUUUGGUACUUGGAAAGGGUAUGCGGGCCAGUUCUCGUCAGAGUUUGUAAAGGAACUGGAGUCGCAGGAGGAGGUCGAAUAUGUAGAGGAGGACACGUUGAUGUGGGCCUGGGGGAUGCCUAGCGAACUGCAUCAAAAGCCACAUCCGCUGGCAGAUCUAUCGGAUGCAUGUCCUUUGGCUGAUGGCUUACCAAAGGCGAACAUUGACUCGGUUAUGAAUGGUCAAAGUGCGCGCUUUGAGUACUUUUCUAUGCGGGCGCCCAGUUGGGGGUUGGCUAGAAUCUCUCAACACAAAUCCAAUCUCAAUGGUGAUUACAGCUACAUGUCUUCUGCUGGGGCCGACGUGGACGUGUAUGUUAUCGACUCUGGUGUAUUUGCAGAGCAUAGUGAUUUUGAGGGUCGCGCCCACAAUCUCGCCAACUUUGUCCCCGGAGAGAAAGAUACGGACACCUGUGGACACGGAACACAUGUCUCUGGAAUUGUUGCUGGUCGCCAUUACGGCGUUGCAAAGGCAGCGAGAAUUCAGGCUAUCAAGGUUCUUGAUUCAGGAGGACAGGGCUCUACCUCGCAGGUUCUCGCAGGUAUCAACUUCAUGAUCCGUCAUGCCGCUAGCAACCCCAACCGUAAAAAGAUUAUCAACAUGUCCUUGGGGGGUCAAUAUUCUCGUCCGGUUAACGAGGUUGUUCGCACGGCUGUCCUGCAGCACAACCUUCCCUUCUUUGUCGCUGCUGGCAACACUGGUGACGAUGCGUGCCAGUACUCGCCUGCAGGUGCAGAAGAGGCGUUUGCAGUUGGAGGAUCGGAUCGAUCGGACAAGGCGGGGUGGUACAGCUGCGUGGGCAAAUGCGUGAACAUUUUCGCACCAGGUUCGGGUAUUGAAUCGGAUUGGAUCCAAUCGUCUGAAGCUACUCACGUCCUAGAUGGUACUAGCAUGGCGUCUCCGCAUGUUGCUGGAGUGGCAGCACUGUUCCUCGGUGCAGGAAAUACCUAUAGCGACGCGCACGACCUGUAUGCAGACUUGAUCAGGUACUCAACGCAAGGCAUCAUCGAUGGCCUAUCACCCAAUAACCAAGGGACGACUCGAAAUCUGCUAUAUAACAAGUUGGAGGAUAUUCAGGAUACGGAUGUGAUCAAGGAUCAAGACGGGCAGCAGUUGAAGAAUGGCUCCAAUGAGGCCAAGAAAAAAGAGGAUAAGAGGAAAGGCAAGAAAAAGGGGAAUGGCUCCGGACACCACCAUCAUCAUUAG
Molecule: messenger RNA, 1686 nt
Organism: Gamsiella multidivaricata
Lineage: Eukaryota; Fungi; Mortierellomycota; Mortierellomycetes; Mortierellales; Mortierellaceae
Product: peptidase S8/S53 domain-containing protein
Exons: 5
Coding region: 1-1686 (561 amino acids)
Biological process (GO): proteolysis
Molecular function (GO): serine-type endopeptidase activity
Source: RefSeq, a predicted model, not a curated record